This is a messenger RNA of Pseudogymnoascus destructans, 2245 nucleotides long. RefSeq lists its product as uncharacterized. The transcript has 2 exons. The record is from RefSeq and is a predicted model, not a curated record. The coding region runs from base 1 to 1881 and encodes 626 amino acids. Lineage: Eukaryota; Fungi; Ascomycota; Leotiomycetes; Thelebolales; Thelebolaceae.
AUGGCCCCAUCAAGGGUAUUCUCAAGCCUGGCCGCAACAAGUUCCCUGAGGACCCAAGCCCCACCCGUGAGGGCGUCGCGCCGCUUGGAGACGCGCUUAAUGAUGGGAUAUAUCUUCGUCCAUCGCGUGCCGAAGGAGCCCCCCCCGCCAGAUGCACGCUGGACAAAGAUAAACCGCCUCCUUGUGAACCCACAGGCGCUAGACGAUGGUGGGGAGAGAUACGAGGCUAGGGAUGACUUCGUGGUUGUGCUGAGAGUAUUAAGUAAAGAGGAGAUACUGACAUAUGCUGAUGCAACAGUGAAGAUUCGCGCUGCACGAGGAGUUGAAGACGAGGCGCGCGACGAGCGGAAAAUCAAACGCAUACCGCCACCAUCGCCAGCACCCGAGGAGGAUGCGUCCGAUGGAGAUGAUGAGGGAAACAACUCGGAGCGCUCCCACAAACGCAAGUUAGCGAGUCUGCGACCGACUCAACAGGAGAGCCAUGACCUUCAAAAGGAGGAAAUUCCCCGCGACUCACGCUGGACGAAGAUAGAUCGCAAGAUUGUUAGCCCUGAGAGGCUAACCCAGGCAGGAGAGUCUUUUGAGGAAAGGGAUGACUUCUCGCCUAGGGUCGGGUCGGCGAAAAGUGCCCAGCUCUUGAUGGGGCCGCUAGAGAAGCGGAUGACGGGCGUGCUUAUGAUGAAGGAGCGGUUGCCGGGGUAUGAUGAUCCGGCGGUGCGGAGGAGCUUUACGGAGGCGUAUACGGCGUUCACGGAGGUGACGUUUAGGAGCCGCAUGGUGCAGGAGAGGUACGUGGAGGACUUGGUGUUGGUAUUUUACGCGAAUGCGCUCAAGUCACUACAGAGGGGGACGCCGCCAGGGGAUGACUCGUGGAAGAAUCUGAUAUAUCGACAUGUGGCGCUGUUUCUGAGGCUGCUGAGUAGUACCAUGAAGGAUCAUGGGUAUGGUAAGGAUCGGCCAGACCUGAUGAGUCGGCUAGCAACGGCAGAGAAGAAGCUCCUGAGGGACGACCAGGACGAUAAGUCCAAUAAGUCCUGGUCGUCCGUCAGGAGCUUCUUGUACGAAGACGAGGUUGAAGCUGGAAGCGCGACUGCCCUCUUAGUUUCACGAGCAGAUAGAAUGGAAGAGGGCGGCGACGUGCGUGAGGGGCGCGAGGACAGAGGCACGCCGAUGCUGGAGCAGCCGCCUAUACCGCCUGGACAUGAAACAGAUUUGGAGAAGACGAUCGCUGUCAUCGCACGUAUGAAAAGUGUAACCAAAAGAAUACAACAAAAAUGGGACACUCUCCACCCUCUCAUUGACCCGCCUGAAGCAUUCCUCGAGGAAGGUAAACGUUUGGAAUCAGUUCUAGGCUUCCUUAAGGCAACUAAACCCAAGGAAUAUGAACUAGACGACGCUACCAUAAAAGACUUGAGGCAACUACUUAUAUCAUGCUUAGAAAUCGCCCGGAAGGUCGACAAAAUCUUCAAAGAGGAGGAACCUACCAGAGAUGAAGACGGGAAGCUUACCCGACCCAGAAAGAUAGUAGGACCACCAUUUAAAAGUAGACUACUGGCAGAAGAGUUCAUACAGGGGGUUAUAAGGGAUGUUCGAUUUAUAGCAACUAAUAUGCAGGUUGGACUUGUAACCAAAGAGCAACCAACGCCAACCCUUCCCACCAAUCCGCGAAAAUCGACAAAAAAACGGCCUUACCCCCCUCCCCCCCCCCGUCACUCAUCGACAACCCCCUGUACUUCACCGCGCCCCUCCUUCCAUCUAUGCCCCGCGCUACACUUCCUCCUCCGCAACUAUCGCUACAAUCACAUUCCCAUGCACCUUCGCCUUUGCCGGUUGCUCCUCAGUGUUCACUUUAAAAGACUAUUGGAAGCGCCAUGUCGCUAACAAUCACAUGAGCUUCGUCUACUGGAAAUGCCCUCUCAAACCGUGCCCUAGGCCCCUAUUUGACACAGACGACCUCCUCGAGGGACAUCUGAAGUGGGUGCACGAGGCCCCAGAUGACCAGGUAGCGGCGCUGGUAAAGAGGGGGGAACAGCCGGGGAGGAGCCUUAUUAAGGAGAUACGCUGUCCGGCGCCGGGGUGUAUCGAGGAGUGGAUUGGAUGGGUAACGUGGCGUGGGAUGAGAGGAUGGAACAUGUGGCGAAGCAUUGGGAUGCGGUAGCUAAGGGAGAGGAGGAGGGAGGCUGGACCGAGGAGGGAGGCUGGACCGAGGAGGGAGGCGGACUGUUGGAGUGGGCGAUUAGGGAGG